UAUGGCGUUCGAUUCGAACGAAGAAGUAGAAGAAGUGAUUAGUAAUGGAGGAUAUUGUGGUGUAGAACUAACCAAAUCACAACCUGUGUUACAUUGACAGACUUGCAAUACUCGGAGGUCUUUUUUAUCAGGAUGGCUGCAGAUUCACUGCCUUCGAAUUGUGGGUCCAAAGCCAUCAUGACCUUCUAUCCUAGCAAAGAAGAGUUUAGAAACUUCAGUCAGUACAUCGCCUACAUGGAGUCCCAAGGGGCACACAGAGCUGGACUGGCCAAAGUAAUUCCGCCUAAAGAUUGGAUACCCCGGCAGUCUUAUGAUGAUAUUGAUGAUCUGUUGAUCCCAGCACCAAUUCAGCAGGUGGUCACAGGCCAGUCUGGUCUGUUUACCCAAUACAAUAUCCAGAAAAAGGCCAUGACUGUCAGAGAGUUUCGCAAGACUGCAAAUAGUGAGAGGUUCUGCAGCCCACACUAUGACAAUUUUGAAGAGUUGGAAAGAAAAUACUGGAAAAAUGUGACCUUCAACCCUCCCAUUUAUGGGGCAGAUGUGAAUGGAACACUGUAUGACCCAGCUGUUAAAGAGUGGAAUGUUGGCCGCCUUCAAACUAUCUUGGAUACAGUGGAGAGGGAGAGUGGGAUCACUAUUGAGGGAGUGAACACACCUUACCUGUACUUUGGCAUGUGGAAAACAACAUUUGCCUGGCACACUGAAGACAUGGACCUCUACAGCAUCAACUAUCUACACUUUGGAGAGCCUAAAUCCUGGUACUGUGUGCCCCCUGAGCAUGGCAAACGAUUGGAGCGUCUCGCCAAAGGGUUUUUUCCCGGAAGCUCACAGAACUGUGAAGCUUUUUUGAGACACAAGAUGACUCUCAUAUCUCCCUCAAUUCUACGGAAGUAUGGCAUUCCAUUUGAAAAAAUUACUCAGGAAGCGGGACAAUUUAUGGUCACAUUUCCAUACAGUUAUCAUGCAGGCUUCAACCAUGGAUUCAACUGUGCUGAAUCAACAAAUUUUGCUAUGCAGAGAUGGGUUGAUUAUGGAAAGCAAGCUACUAUGUGCUCAUGUAGGAAAGACAUGGUGAAGAUCUCCAUGGACGUCUUUGUUCAGACGUUUCAGCCAGAGCGUUAUAAGCUGUGGCUAGCAGGUAAAGACACUGCUGUCAUCGACCACUCCAAACCCACACCAGAGGCCGCAGAGUUUCUAGGCAGUGAUUAUACUCAGAGCUUAGAACACAACACAGCGGAACAUACAACAGAAGGACAGAUCAAAAGCCUGACCAAACAUAGGAUUGGGCUAAAGAGACAACACAUAGCUCUCGAGGUUCCGGAGGACAUGCUCUUCAAAGACACAUCUGAGGACGAUGAAGAAAAGGAGAAAUUCUAUCAACACUGGCCAACUCGGCCAGCAUCUUGUGGCAUCAGAGGUGCACUUGACUACCCAAGCUCCCCCAGCCAGCAGAAAUGGGAUGGGAAACAUGGAAUAGCUGAGCAUUUACCUCCACUGGACAGUCCACUGAAGAAGCUGGGACAGAGACAAUCCCCUGUAGGUGCCAUCCAGACAGCUUUGAAUAUUCCCUUGAUUAGAAGCAGCGGAGCUGGAGACCUAGAAACGGAUAAAGUGCUGCAUUCCCUCUCUGCCUUGCCAAGACCCGUCUCCAAACCCGGCGUGGCAAGUCUUCUCUUCCACAGAACCCUGAGCCCCAGUGAAGCCCUGCAGGUGCACAGCUAUUCUGUGCAGGCAGCCAAAUGCCAUCAGCACAACUCAAAGAAGACUCCAGUACCUGACUUAACAGCCUGUGUGAAGACUGAUGUCAGGCUGGAAGACAAGCCCAACCCAGGACCAGAGCAGUCUGGUUCAGGCACAGAACUAAAAGCAGACCCAGUGAAGCUGCAGUUUGAAGGCGUAGAGGAGAAGAAAACAAUUAAGAGCCAACGCCAGCCACUGAGCAAGCUUCCCCGGCAACAUCCUCUGAUGCAAGAGAACACCAACAAUUAUGACCCACUGGACGAGACGCCCAGUCAGGACGAUGAAAAAGACGACAGUGCACAAAAGGGUGAAAUAUGGGCUCAUCUCCUCACCAAACUGUGGCAGAACCAGCCCCCCAACAUAAAGGCAGAACAAUCAUACAAUCAACGCAUGGGCCAGCAGCCCCCAUACUGUGCAAUCUGCAUGCUCUUCCACACAUACAACCAGAGUGAAUUGACCAGCAGUGGCAUCAACAGAACUAGUAGCAGCAAGGCUUCAGGAGAGUGGAGGCAAUGCAGUCCGCCAUUGAUCCCUGAAAUGUGUUUCAACUCCAGUAGCAGUUCAGAGGGUCACCUCUCCACGCAAAACGUACAGGAGGAUGGAAGCAGCCGGCUGGUCAGCUGUGUGCAAUGUUGCGUGCGCGUCCACACCAGUUGCUAUGGUGUUUCCAAUGACACGCCUUUGGAUGGUUGGAGGUGCACACGUUGUGAAGCCAGCGCUAUUACUCAGGAUUGCUGUUUAUGUUCUUUACGAGGAGGAGCCCUGAAAAGAGCCAAUAACGACAAGUGGGUGCAUGUGUUGUGUGCUGUGGCCAUUCUGGAAGCCCGCUUUUUAAGCGUGGUAGACCGCAGUCCUGUCGACCUCAGCAAGAUCCCUUUACAGAGGUUUAAGCUUAAAUGUUACUACUGUAGAAAGUUCACCAAGAAGACGAUGGGCUGUUGUGUGCAGUGCUCACAUGGACGUUGCCCAACGGCCUUCCACCCAAGCUGUGCCCAAGCUGCAGGAGUCCUCAUGUAUCCUGAUGACUGGCCCUUCGUAGUGCACAUCACCUGUCAUCGUCAUAAGAGUAUUUCACUCCCAGAGCGAAACAAGGCAUCCAUGCAAGAUCUGGUGGAGGGCCAGCAAGUUAUCUGCAAACACAAGAAUGGACGCUAUUAUCAGGCUGAAGUAGUGGAGCUGACCAAGGCCACCUUCUAUGAAGUGGCCUUUGAUGAUGGCUCAUUUAGUGAUAAUCUCUUCCCUGAAGACAUCACGAACCGGGACUGUAUAGAGCUUGGCCCACCACCAGAGGGCACUGUGGUGCAGGUGCGGUGGACAGACGGACUGGUAUAUGGAGCCAAAUUUGUAGCAGAACACGUGAUCCCAAUGUACUUGGUGGAGUUUGAGGAUGGCUCACAACUCAGUGCGAAGAGAGAGGAUGUCUAUAGUCUCAAUGAAGAUCUACCAAAGCGUGUCAAGACACGACUGUCGAUAGCUUCAGACAUGCGCUUCAAAGGUGUCUUUGUAGAGAAGGAGGUCAACAAGGAAUCCAAGAGACAGCGAGUCAUCAAUUCACGCUAUAGAGAAGACUACAUUGAGCCGGUUGUUUAUCGAGCUCUUAUGGAUUAGACUUCCUCCAUGUCAUCUCACAAAUUUACCCAACACUGAUAGCUCUUUGCAGGCUUGGAUAGACAAUGAGAAGUGUAUUGCAUCUCAAUAUCUCUACCAAGGAUGCACAUAUAUACAAACAUGUUAUUAACUGUCCUGUGGUUUUCAGAGACAUUUAUAUAUUUAUUUGGAAAUCCUUUUCUUUAGUUCUUAACAUUAUUUUGAUGAUGAAUUGAACCAUUUUGGGGAAACACUGAAGAUAUGAAUUCUGUUAUUGAGCAACAUGCACUUGUACAUACCCAGAUUUUUACAAUUUCAACACUGUAUUUUUGAUGUCAUAUGUCCCCAGAUUCAGCAAUCCUUGACAUUCAUAGCCAGUUAAAAUCUGAACACCAAUUACUUUUUGUCACCAUGUACGUAAACCAUAGGGCUAUCAUAAAUUAAAUAAAUCAGUUUCAUUGUU
This is a messenger RNA of Clupea harengus (Atlantic herring), 3790 nucleotides long. It is a transcript of the gene kdm4ab, whose product is annotated as lysine demethylase 4A b. Gene Ontology annotation, cellular component: chromatin; nucleus. NCBI's taxonomy places the organism in Eukaryota, Metazoa, Chordata, Actinopteri, Clupeiformes, Clupeidae. Gene Ontology annotation, molecular function: histone H3K36 demethylase activity; histone H3K9 demethylase activity. Gene Ontology annotation, biological process: chromatin remodeling; regulation of gene expression. The record is from RefSeq and is a predicted model, not a curated record.